Messenger RNA from Naegleria gruberi, 351 nucleotides. RefSeq lists its product as uncharacterized. Lineage: Eukaryota; Heterolobosea; Eutetramitea; Acrasida; Naegleriidae. The transcript has a single exon. The record is from RefSeq and is a predicted model, not a curated record. The coding region runs from base 1 to 351 and encodes 116 amino acids.
AUGGAUGAGCAUUUCUCUAUCAUUCCAUCAGAUAAGCAAUACAGAAUUCCAAAGGACACUCUGAAAUCGAGAUCUCACCGAACCUCUUUGCCCAGAGAUUUAUACUUGGAGAUCAAACAAGCAAUUGACACCCACUUGAGAAUUGCAUCUGAUUAUUCAAACAAAAUUACAAAGUACCUUGACAAAAAGUAUAAGGAUCAAGUUGUUGCUGAUAAUGCUGAUGAAGAGGAGGAAGAGGUUGCUGAUCGAAUGGUUGAGGAGGAGGAAGAGAAUACUGAAGAACCAGCAGAGGAAGAAGAAGCUACUGAUGAUGGCAAUGAGGUCGAGGAGGAUAGCGAAGAAGGUUAUUGA